GUAUAUUUCUGUUUUGAAUUCAUCUUAUUUUCUUUAGUUAUUAUUAACAUUGUAUUACUUCUUAAAUUUCUUUUUUUUUUUUAAUCCAUAAAAAGAGAAUGCUUACAUUUCUCCCAGUUCAGAUGGAUUGGACGUCUAUCGCCGUCCAUGGCACUAAACACGAUCAUUCACUGCCAAGUGUGUGACGUGCGCAUGAUAAACUGUUUUUCCACCUUGGCUGAGCUCACCUCACACAUUUCUCCCCUCUGGCUGGCCGAACUGUUGGCCCUCAUUGUGAGUCCUUCACCGUCCCGAUCAACGUCUCUGUCCCCGGACACCGCGACGCCUGUCUGGGACGAAGGCGACGGGGAGGGAAGGUGCAAAGCCUCCGUGCAGAACAGUGUCCUCGGUCCAUGAAGCUCACAGAAAUGACACAGAGCCACCAAAGCGUUCAUCUAAACGGAUUAUUAGCAACAUUUAGAAAUCGAACGUAAUGUUUCAAAAGUAAACAUAAAAUUUCUUUCAGUAGUUUCCACAAGUGACAGCUCGUCUCACCUUCGACUAAUAGAAGUUCACUGUUCACUCACUUUAUAGAAAUACUUCCAUAAUUCGUCGUCCUCCCAAAUUAAGUCGCGUAAUAAUACUCAGCAUUUCGAGAAGUUUACACAAAAAAUAAAUGUCUUAUUUCGAGUGUCACAGCAAGCUUCUAUUGUGUUUACCUCCGCUAGCAUUAGCAUGACGUCAUAUGAGUGACUAGAGUCACGCGCUCUGGCUCAUUGCGGUUUUAAAUUUUUUCAUCGAAAUUUUAUGAGUCAUACAUAAAAAUGCCGUUUUCCCCCCCCACGCAUAAUGCAAUAACAUGGGUAUUUGUCUGUAAUACGAGUUUUAUACCUCGACAACAACGAACAUUUUCGACUAAAACUAAUGAGUACUACAUUACCCACAAUCCGUCACGGCAUAGCAUACUUUGUGUCAAGCGUGAGUUGCGGAAACUGCUACUUAGCAUGGCGUCAGAUUGCUCUGGAUUGUCUUCAGACACGAAGAAUUCCGAUGUUCAAAUAAAAGGUCCUGUUGAUACAGAAGAUGUCAAAACAGGUGGCGUCAAAAUAAUUUUUUAUUGAUGCGAAAGGAGUCGACGUGUGCCCGUUCUUCCUAGAGGGAAAGUGUCACUUUGGUGUCAGAUGUCGUAUGUCUCACAGGUCGAGCCAGCUGAUCUGUCAAGUAAACAGCAACAGCUCAGUAGACCCAGCUAACGAUAUCGCAGACGCUCUUAUUCCUGAUCAUGGGGAUGAACAGGUUAACGAAAACCAAAAGAAGAAAAAACCAAACAAGGCCAAAACUGCCAAACCCAAAGACGAUGAGGGAAACGAUGUCAACAAAAAACCUCGCAUGCGAACAGCUGACGACGUAAUCUCUCGGAUCCUCUGGGACACCUCGGUGGACGCGUCCCAAUUUGUAGUGGGCUACGUGGACCGUUUCCUGGGCGUGCUGGAUCGCCCCUUCUGUGACUUCAACUGGGACAUCAACCCAUGUGACUGCGACUACACCACGGAGCUGGCCCUUCCCAGACAUCGGAUCCAGUACUUCAGCUACAAAGGACACCGUGUGUGGGACCGCCACAGCAGGACCGACAGGGUCUUCGGCUCCACUGGUCAAUCUCUGGCUCCCCCCUUUGGAGGGGAGGAGAAAAUUGAAGGAAAGGAAACACAGCCUGAUGACCAAGAGCAACAAGUGAGAGUGACUUUGAAUCACCCCAAAACAAGAGAAGAGCAACCACCUGCUGUUGUCGGGCAGAAAAUGGAGCGUACUCACGCUGAGAAUGCACAUCUGCAGGAAGAAGAGCACAAUGAGAUGAACGCUCGCACUUCUGAGUCAGCGCAAGCGUGUCAGGCCUCGGCAUGUUUUGCGGAGGAGGCGCCAAAUAGUGGGAAGACAUCCACAGACAAAGACGCACCGAAUGUAGAAGAUGGGGACGCGACUGAAAAUUUGGCUGAAGGGGACGACAGUUUUGAAGGAUUGAAUAAUUUGAAUCUUUCGGAAUCCCUGGAACAAAAAGAGAACAUCCCCGGCCGUCGCCGUAAAAAGAAACCCACGCACUUCAUCACUUUCCGUGCCAACACUCCCGCCAUCCUCACCUGUUUCCAGCAGCUCCAGGACGAGAUCACCACCCUCCUCCCGUCGUCCGCCCCUCACUGGCAGGCCUCCACCAGCCUGCACGUCACUAUGUGCCUCCUGGUUCUCCGAACCCCGUCCGAAGUGGAAGCCGCCGAAGAAAUCCUCAGACGCUUCGCCCAGUUUGAUCGCAACCCCCCGGUGGCUCUCAGCUUCCCCUUGAAGCUGAAGCAUUUCAAUGGCAGGGUGUUGUACCUCAGCCCGCAGCCUCAGAUUCAGCUCCAGCAGCUCAACGCAGGCCUGCAGGAAGCGUACCGGAGCCAGGGUUUGCUCCAUAGGGACUCCUACAACCCUCGCUACCAUCUGACCCUGGCCAAAGUAAGGGGCUGCGAGGGAGAACGAAUAUUCGACGGGGUAGGCUACCUGAAGGUGGGCAAAGGUUUAAAUUUCGGACGUUUGCCUAUAAACACGUUGCACCUUUGUGUCGUCGGGGGUGAUGAUGUAGACGGUUUUUAUGAGAUCGUGUGUUCAGUAACUCUUAGAUGAU
Corythoichthys intestinalis (scribbled pipefish) is the source of this 2638-nucleotide messenger RNA. It is a transcript of the gene leng9, whose product is annotated as leukocyte receptor cluster (LRC) member 9. The transcript is spliced from 8 exons. The record is from RefSeq and is a predicted model, not a curated record. Gene Ontology annotation, molecular function: metal ion binding. Lineage: Eukaryota; Metazoa; Chordata; Actinopteri; Syngnathiformes; Syngnathidae. The coding region runs from base 1168 to 2637 and encodes 489 amino acids.